Molecule: messenger RNA, 1185 nt
Organism: Penicillium samsonianum
Lineage: Eukaryota; Fungi; Ascomycota; Eurotiomycetes; Eurotiales; Aspergillaceae
Product: cytochrome b561 domain-containing protein
Exons: 2
Coding region: 1-1185 (394 amino acids)
Source: RefSeq, a predicted model, not a curated record
AUGGACUUACAUGUUUCAUUCAUCCUUCUACUUGGACUUGUGACGAGAUCGGUCCUGAGUGAACCCGUCACCUUCGUUGUCCCUGGACAUUAUGAUAUUGCCUACCAGAUCUUGGAAACCGAUGCGACUUACAUCCAGAUCACUGCAUCAAACGACGUUGGAUGGGUUUCACUUGCCCAGGAACAAAACAGCUGGAAUUCCAGCAGCUUGAUCGCCCCAAACACAAUAUUUGUAUCGUUGAAAGAACAAUAUCCUACGAAGGCUGGCUCUGACCUCCCUAAUUGUCAACCCAUUCCGGGGCACCCUUCUGUCGAUGGUGGAGCAGUGCAGGCGGCAAUCCGUUGCGAUGACUACCCUAUCCUGGAUAGACUGGACACUUUCAUCUGGGCCUACGAAGGGGAUGGUACCGUAUAUUCUGGCCCGAUGCCAGUGAUUGAAGGCCACGAUCCGGAAAAUGGUGCCACGACUGGACGUGACGGUCUGCGGCUGGUGAUGCGAUCAACCGCCUCUCAGUCGGCAGAAACAUCCACUGUGCCUUCUCAAUCCCCAUCUUCAGCUGCUGACAUGGCUGCGUUGAUGGCAAAGUACGACAGAUUGAUGAAAAUCAGAACUGCCCACGGAUCGAUUAUGUCGAUUAUUUUUGUUUUGCUGUUUCCAACAUUUGCGAGUCUCAUUCAUUUACUCCCAUCGUCCAAGCCAGUCGUGAAAAUCCACGCUGCCCUGCAAGCCAUGACAGCAACUCUCGCGGUAGUUGGCUUUGGGCUUGGUAUAUACCUCAACCAACAAAUCACCAUACAGGGAAAACAUCAUCAGGUCAUCGGUGCCAUUGUCAUUGUCCUUCUUGUGGUCGUUCAGCCCAUCCUCGGAAUCCGUCAACACAUGUUAUUCCGCCGAACACAACGGAAGACUUGGUGGGCCUAUGCACACCGCUGGCAGGGUCGCAUUAUGCUUGGUCUGGGGGUUGUCAAUGGUGGUAUAGGAUACAACCUUAGCGGGUCUGGCGGCUCUGGUGCUCUUAUCGGCUACGGAGUGGUGGCUGGCCUUGUCUACACCUCUUACUUUGGGCUCAUAGCCUUUAAGGCAUUCAGACAGCGAAAAGCCUCCCGGGGAGAUAAGGCUACGGAAGGGGCGGGCCGUACAGAUACGGAAGAGCAUACUCUGACGGAGAUACCUGCGCACAAUUGA